CCAAAAUCGAGCACCCACGCCGCACGCGGGCGCAGAAUGCGCUCACUUCCUCUAGGCAGCGGCCCCCAUCGUGGGGAUAAGUGGAACGGAAAAGGGUGCUUUCAAUCUCGCAUCAAAUGAUUCUGUGUUGUAUAAAGGCGCUGCUGCUGUUCCAUCGACAUGCAUAGCUUCAGCAUCCAACAGUAUUCACGUCUCCUAAUAAUUCCUCCACCACCACUACUACCUUCCUUUUUCGCUCGUUGUCUAGAUUUUUUGUUUUUCAACCAUGCCGAUUCUUCACGGUUCCUUGAGCGCCGAUAUCCCGCUCGAGAGCAGGCCGAACUGGGUGCCGCUGCUGGAGCAGCCGAUGCAUACGCGCCGCCCGUUGAAGGUCAUCUGCGUCGGAGCAGGGUAUUCGGGCUUGACGCUGGCGCACAAGAUCAAGCAUGAGUACAAGCUGGCCGAUAUGGUGGACCUGACCAUCUACGAGAAGAACACGGAUGUCGGUGGAACGUGGUUUGAGAACAGAUACCCGGGCGUUGGAUGUGACAUUCCGUCGCACGCGUACACCUUUCUCUUCGAGCCCAACCCCGACUGGUCCAAGUUCUACGUCCCUGGACCCGAGAUUCAGCAGUACAUCAAACGCACUGUAAAGAAGUGGGGCCUAGAUGAGAAGGUCCAGUUCAACUCCCGCAUCGUCGAAGCUGUUUGGGCCGAGAGUGUUGGCAAGUGGCGGGUGAAGCUGGAGCAGAAUGGCGUUUUUAAGGAGGAUGAAGCGGAUAUCCUGGUCAACGGCGCGGGUUUCUUGAACAAGUGGAAGUGGCCUUCAAUUGAAGGGCUAUCCGACUUCAAGGGCAAAUUGGUCCACACUGCAAACUGGGACGAUUCCUACGACUGGUCUGACAAGAAGGUGGCUGUGAUCGGAAACGGCUCAUCCGGCCUUCAGUGCGUGCCCGCAAUGCAGCCCAAGGUCUCAAAGCUCGUCAACUACGUCCGGAACCCAACGUGGGUAUCCGUCAACUUCUGCGCGGACAAGGCGAGAGACGGCAACAACUUUGCCUUCAGCGAGGAAGAGAAGAAGCGUUUCCGCGAAGACCCUGAGCACCACUACCAGUACCGGAAGGAGCUCGAAGCAAGCGUCAACGGCUUCUUCUACGCCAUGUGCAACGAUCACCCAGCCCAGCAGAUGCUGAAAGAAGCCUGCGAAGCGCAGAUGACGGAGCGCAUGAAGGACAACCCCGCGUUGAACCCCAGCGAGCACAUCCCGGCCUUCCGGCCCGGAUGCCGGCGCCUCAGCCCAGGCGACGGGUACAUCGAGGCCUUCAAGCACGAGAACUGCACGAUGGAGUGGACGCCGAUCAGCCGCAUCACGGAGAAGGGGAUCCAGACGACCGAUGGCAACGAGGAGGCGUACGACAUGAUUGUGUGCGCGACGGGCUUCGACACGUCGUUUGUGCCGAGCUGGCGGCUGGUGGGCCGCGGCGGCGCGACGCUCGAGGAGCGCUGGAAGGUGAAUCCGCAGGCGUUCUUCGCUGUCCAGGUCGAUGGCAUGCCGAAUUACUUCAUGUUCAACGGGCCGAACUGCCCCGUCAGUCACGGCAGCGUGCUGACGCAGCUGAGCUGGACGUGCGACUAUAUUUUGCGGUGGGCGAAGAAGAUCGCUACCGAGGACAUCAAAUCCAUCGACCCCCUCCCCGCAUCUGUCGCCGACUUCAACGUCUACGCGCAAGAAUUCCUCAAGCGCACCGUCUGGGCCAACGACUGCGUGUCGUGGUACAAGAACGGCAAAGCGGCCGGGUGGGUGACGGGGCCUUACGCGGGCACGAUCCUGCAUUUCAAGGAGUGCUUGGACAGCGUCGGCGGCGAGCACUUCGACAUUAGGUAUAGAAGUGGGAACCGAUUUAGGUGGCUGGGCGAUGGGACCACCGAGAGGGAGGAGGGAGGCAACGGUGACUUUGCGUGGUAUUUGGAUGGGGUGAGGGCGCAGCUUGAGGGGCUGGAG
Aplosporella prunicola CBS 121167 is the source of this 1981-nucleotide messenger RNA. RefSeq lists its product as uncharacterized. Lineage: Eukaryota; Fungi; Ascomycota; Dothideomycetes; Botryosphaeriales; Aplosporellaceae. The annotation marks the transcript as partial. The transcript is spliced from 5 exons. The record is from RefSeq and is a predicted model, not a curated record. Gene Ontology annotation, molecular function: N,N-dimethylaniline monooxygenase activity; NADP binding; flavin adenine dinucleotide binding.